Molecule: messenger RNA, 4354 nt
Organism: Gymnodraco acuticeps
Lineage: Eukaryota; Metazoa; Chordata; Actinopteri; Perciformes; Bathydraconidae
Gene: atp6v0e2
Product: ATPase H+ transporting V0 subunit e2
Exons: 4
Coding region: 106-351 (81 amino acids)
Biological process (GO): proton transmembrane transport
Cellular component (GO): proton-transporting V-type ATPase, V0 domain
Molecular function (GO): proton-transporting ATPase activity, rotational mechanism
Source: RefSeq, a predicted model, not a curated record
CACAGAAGCGACUGGCAGUGUCAGCAGCCAUUGAUGCGCUUUAUCUCCAGGAGGACAUAUCGACAUUAAUUCUUGUUAAUUUGCUGUUUUCUGCGGACAGGAGCCAUGGUGUCUCACUCUCUCGCGCUGCCGAUGAUCUGCUUCACCACGUUAUGGGCGCUCGUGGGGAUCGUGGCUCCGUUUCUGGUACCCAAAGGACCGAACCGGGGUGUGAUUGUCACCAGUCUCAUCCUCACAGCCGUCUGCUGUUACCUGUUCUGGUUGGUAGCCAUCUUGGCUCAGGCUAACCCUCUGUUUGGCCCUCAGCUGAAGAAUGAAACUAUAUGGUACCUGCGCUACUUCUGGGAGUAACAUGGAUCAUGUGUGACGCGACGCCUCAUCAUUCCUACCCUGUGGUUGGCUGGACUUCAUCUCAACAUUACCAUUAAUGUACAGUAACUGGAAUUUAAGGUUUUGAGUGUGUUAAAACACUUUUUGUUUUAAAACGAGGGGAGUAAUCCACUUUGUGACUCCGAUACGAUGCACGCAGUUUGAAGUUGUGACUUAGUAAAUGGAAGGUUUUUGUGAACACAUUUUAAAUGAGGAAAUAUGUGAGUUUCUUUUUGUUACUGAUAAGAACGAUUUCCAGGGAAACACCAUCCAAUAGGAGUAGAUAUGAAUCGUCCUUCUCUGAAACGUGCAAUCUUUAGUUUUUCUUUGUGUUUGUUUACAUUUUUAUUUUUAUAUCGCCACCAUCAGGGAACAUGAUUUCUGAGUAUUCUUAUUUAUUUAGCCCGCGGACACUGAGGUAAGCGUGAUGACCUCAGUGUCCGUGCGGUCGUGUUAUAUAACUGUUAGUGUGUGUGUGUGUGUGUGUGUAUGUGUGUGUGUGUGUGUGUGUGUAGAAUUCAUUACUGUGAGUACUUGGACUGCCGCCAUGAGAAUCUCCCAAAACCAUCAAAUUGAAGAGCGAUUCCCUCCACUUUGGAGCACUUCAGCAUUAACCCCCCCCCACACACACACACACACACACACACACACCACCCUCAUGCUCCACACCGCGGAGGUCCCAGUUGCCAUGGUGAUCUCAUCGCCCAAUUCAGUCUCUUUUCCACUCGACCCCCUUUGAUGAAAUCCUGCCCAUUCUCCCCCGGCCUUUGUGCAGAUGUACUGUAGGGACACCUCUUUGCGUUGGAGCUGCUGACAGAUUUCUUGAUAAUAUCCACUUUUCUUCAAAUCCUUUAAUCUUCAUUCCCUCCACCUGGAAAAUACUUCUCCAAUAUUUUUCCUUAUAUUCCGCCAUUGACAGUUAAGGAGUGACCCCUCACAUAUUUUAAGUAGCGGAGAAGUAGCUGCUUUCAAAUGGAUUCAUAUUCAAAACGAAAAAAGUACCGUUAACUCAAAGUGUUUUUUCAUUUGCUGUCAUCUGCAAAAAUCCCGCACCAUAUCAGUGGUAGAUGCUUCUGAUUGGCUAAUGUUGGAUAAUGUGCUCAAAGUAUGACGUUUAAUAGUUAUUGGGCUGAAUACUUUUUCUACAUUUUCCUUGUUUUAAAAAAGUAAGACACAUUGCAGCGGGAAAAAAAUGGAAAUGUUGGUUUCAAAUCCCCAAUUAGUAUUCAUAAGAUCAAGACUAAUCAUUAUAAUUAAUGUACAGCAUAUGCUCGUACUGUACAUGUGUACUCUAAUGCAUUUGAGUGGGGGUGAAAGUCAGCGUGCGCCUCCAACGCUGUCUCCAAUUAUGUUAACAUGUCAAUGCUUCACACUACCAAACAUCUAGAAAUAUCAGUUAUCCAACCUCUGAUACCCAAUCAAACACUAGCCUUUUAUUCCGAAACGCUAACAGACCCCAAUAGCUAUCUGAUUCAAGUUCAAUUCAAGUUUAUUUAUAUAGCCCAAAAUCACAAAUCCUAUUUGUCUCAGAGGGCUUCACAAGUCAGCAAACACAAUUGGCAAUGUAAACACAACAAACGUAUCUUACAAGAUCAAUGUGAAAAUACCAAUUUAAAAAGGAACAUGACACAAAUACAGUUAGAGUACAAUAAAUAAAAUUCCAUAAAACGAAGGGUCCAUGAGGAUGUUUAAAAGGGGGUUUAAAACCAGUCUUAACUGUACGCUGUACUAAAAAGGAAAGUCUUUAACCUGCUCUUAAAUGUGUGGGCACUGUCUGCCUCCCUGAUCGUCACUGGAAGUUGAUUCCAGAGGAACGGGGCUUGGUGGCCGAAAGCUCUGCACCUGACCUUUUUUUGUGGACUAUGGGAACCACCAACAGACCUGCACUCCAGGAUCCUCAAGAUGUGUUCAAGAUCAGAUAUUUUGUCGAGUCAUGGUAGUUUUGUAUUGGACAUUGGUGGUUGUUCUUGUGCUUGGCUUAGUUUAAAAAGGUUACCACAUUUCUAGUAAUGUCUUAAACAAGAUGUGAGUAUACAUUAACACCUGCCUCCUACUGAUGCUGUUUGCCAGCCACCACCACAACUACGUCUCCCCUCUCCACUCCCCAUUUCUAACCCUCAGAUCCUCUACCUCCACCCUACAACCUUCCUUCACACUAACCCCCCCCCCCCCCUCCUCCUCUCUAAAACCACUUUGCUUCAGCCAAAAAGAAUCAAAAUCAAUAUACAGCUACUUUUUAGAAAGACCAAAUUACGUUGUAUCUUUUCCUCCAGCCCUCCUUGGUAGUUGUGGUGGUGGCAUGCAUAUAAAAGCGUACAUAAAGCCAUGUACAGUGAGUUACUCUAUUAAAGUGAGGCUUUCCUUGAAGGAAUGCUUCUGUUUAGUUUGCAGUCUCAAGUGAACCGGAGCUUGUAAACCAAAGCGGACUCACAAGUAGCUCAGUUGUUGGACAAAGUGUUGGUAACCUGCCAAGUUAGAGACGUUGUUUUAGAGUCAACACAGACCUGACACUAGCUCCUGUUACAGUGUUGGGUCCACACCAGGCGAGAGCACAAGAACAAAGAGCUUAAUGGUAAAUGGACUGCAUUUAUAUAGAGCUUUUGCAGUCCCUGUGACCCCUUACGGUGCUUUUACAUAUAGAAGUCAGCAUUCACCCAUUGACACACAUUCAUACACACACAGGCUGCUUUACAAGAGGCCAUCUGCUCAUGUGGCGCAUUCACACCGCAGUACUUUUCCCACAAAGGUUCAUGAGAACUUAGUUCAUGAGAACUCUUUAGUUCUCAUGAACUAAGUACAGAUCGCGUUCACACUGGAAUAAGUUCCCUGAGGGAGGAUUAGGCAAAUGAAGCCGCUGACGUCACUUCUUCUUCUUCUGCUUUGGGUUUACUGGCAGGCCGCAAACCACUUCACGGCGUAUACUGCCGCCCAAAGUCCCCGGCCGGAAGUCCCCGGAGUUGGGGACUGGCUUCAGUAGAAGCUGCUGGGAGUCCCAGCAGCUUCAUCUGCGAAUAGCUGGCAAACUAACAAAGCCACAAGAAACACAAGCAAGACACAUAUAUUGAAUUGCAAUAUGAUCCACCAUGUCCUUUUUUUGGAUCUUCAUCAGCUUUGGCCAUUCUUCCUGCGGUAUUAGAGGGAAAGACCAUUUUUUUAGACAUUAUGAUUGACAAAUUAAAAUCUUAGUUGGGCUUUCCAACCAUUAACUGCCCAACUGAGAGAUUUACCCACAAUCCCUUGUGUUUUGGGUUUGUUUUCAACGUCGGUUUGCAUAAUAAUCCCAAUCCCAUAAUGCAACAUGCUUCAGUUAGCUGGCAAACAAACGGAGCAUAAUUUGGAAAAAGUAAUUGUAGCUAUUAUUUUGACGUAUAUUGCAAUUGUGAUGAUUUAUGAUCUCAUUAGCGUUGACUGUUCGUGGGGCAUAGAGGGAAUGACCAUUUCUGAAACAUGAAAAAUUAAUAGGAUCAUGGUGUGAUUUCUCUUAAAGACGAUCUGUACCACACAAAUAUUUGAUUAGGUCUGUGGAAUAUAUUGUGUAUGCAGGGAUUCAUUCAUUGGAUAUGUGAUUUGAAUACUGCACCAGUGAAUAAUGGUGAGUAUCGAUUGUGCAGCCCCAAAAGCCACAUUCUCAGUGUCCGUGAACCAACAAAUGGCCGAACAAAUUCAACUAUAGCAGUGAACCCUCCACAUUUUAAAUAAACCCCUCCACAACAUGCUGAGUGUGAAUCGACCUUAAACAUGGUUUCAUUUUCUUAUGUAUCUGUUCAGUUAUUUGCUUUUUUUAAAUCUGUCAUGUAGUCCCAAAAACAUGGAUGGAGGUGGCGAUCGAUUUUAUUUUGUGUGUUAAGAGUUGUCACAAAAAUCUUCUAAAUAACAGAUGUGGUUGAGAUGAGAUUAUAUCUGUGACCUUGUAUUUAUGUGAAGUAAUUGCUUCUAUGUGAGUGGAAUUGUAUCUGAAAACACCCAAUAAAAAGUAUGUCUCAUA